CUGCACGGAGGAUCGGCGGUCCGCCCGGGCGAGAGCUCACCCAGACCGGAGCUCCCAUUGUCGAUACAACAGUCCAGAGCCGUCGCCGUGAUGAGUGAGAGCAAGGGCAUCUCGCUGCGUCGUAAGAAGACGACGGCAGCGCGCCCCAUCAUCUCCGGGCCCAUUCAGCAAACGCCGCGCGAUCCCUCCACCGACAGGAACAACUCCACCUACAGCAGCGUCGCCGACGCGAAGUCCACCAGGAGCGAUGCUACCUCGCGCGAACGACUCCGACUGGGCGGUGACCAGACGAGCGACCUCGUGAAGCGGCGCUAUAGCACGCGUUUCACCGCUGGCAUCCCGCAAGAUGGCCCAGCUCCGCCCAUGCCGGCCAUGCCGAGCAUGCCCUCGCAAUACCGCAGCGAUGCCGCGAGCCAAAGGAGCAGGUCGCGUCCUGGGCCUGGCGGAAGAGGACCUUCUGCACCGGCGAGUGGGAGGACAUCACCGGACAAGGGCGGAGAGCGCGGACCUUCGAAGCUGAAGAUUGAUAUGCGCGCAUUGAAGGACCCAAACCUGCAGGCUGAGAAGUACGUGCAGGCUAUACUGGCCGAUGCCACCGAGCAGGAUAUCGAGGCCUAUCAGCGAGACUUGCAGGGCGUCAAGGCACAUACAGAUGCAGAUCUCCAGCACAAUGUCUUUCAGAAUCGCACCCAAUUCAUCAAGAUCUCCAAGGAGGCCGAUAAGCUGAAGACGGAGAUGAGAACUCUACGGACUUUGAUGAGCGAUCUGACAGGCGCAUUGGGACAUGCUGCCAGCGCUGGCGGCGCCGACUUCAACACCGCAGCAAGUACGCUCAGCUUGGCGGACAGGAAGCGCGCCAAUAGGAGUAGCGUUGCCAAUCUGGAAGCCAUGUGGAGUACGCAUCUACAGACAUUGUGGAAGAGGGUGGAGGGCAGUCAGAAAUAUUUGCCUGCCUUGCCUGGGCGACAUAUUAUCAUGGAGAGCCAGCGAUGGGUAGAGCUCAAUGCUGCGACCUGGAAGCCGCGAAGGCGUGUAGCGCUGGUUCUGCUCAACGAUCAUUUGCUGGUCGCAAGCGAGAAGAAGCGUCCUGCAGAGGCGGCACCACAGAAGAAUAAUCGCCAAAGCAUGUAUGGCGGGCCGCAAGGCUCAUCUCAGACCACGCUCGUGGCAGAUCGCUGCUGGCCGCUGCACGAUGUGAGCCUCGCAGACAUCUCAACCCGCGCCUCUACUACGAUUGGACACUCCAACAGCAAGGAGAAUAAGGCCAUAGCCAACGCCAUCAAUGUGAGGGCAGGCAACGAGAGUUUCACAUAUGCGAUAGCCGAUAGUGGCGACAAACUGGGCCUUAUUGUGGCUUUCCGCAAGGCGCAGGAAGACCAAAGAAAACUGCUCGCCCAAGAGCACAGCAAGCGCGAGAAAGAGCUGGACCAGCUUGCAUAUCUUUCCGCUCGAGAUCCACGCUCGCUCAAGAAAGCUGCUGCAGCGGGUCAAGACUCAAGUGACGCGAAUUCUUUCAGCAGUCUGUCUCGCAGCAACUCUGUACUGGUCGAUGUCGAUGGUCGCCCUCAAUCGAUUCGCUGGGUCGAGUCACAAGUCGACGGGCUUGAUAUCGACAUUGCUCUCCAGCACUUCGAAGAUGCCGUCUCCCGAGUCGAAAAGUUGCGCAAAAUGGCGCGAGGAAUCAAAGGCAAUCAGACGGCUCAGGAUAUCAUCCAGGCGAAAGUCAACGAACGCGCGUCUAAGCUUGCCAAUGUUGUGGCGAGACAGCUUGGCUACGAAAGUGGUGGUCAAGAGGCGACACAGCGGUCUGUAUCCUGGUUGCUUCGUCUCGGCUUCGAAGAACUCGCUCGCACGACGUACCUCGGCGCACGAACAGAUACCAUUCGCAUUCGCACUCGCUCCUUGCCCUUCACUGGUGCGCUUGAACCGUACGUCAAAGCGUUGUCCUUCACGACGUUCACACUAUUGCUGCAUACCUUUCGAACAUUCAACGUCAGCUUUUCUAGUACGAGCGGUAGCGCAGUGGUUAAGUGGGCGAAGGAAAGAGUUGACGAAUUCAAUGCUACUCUGGCAAGACAGAUGAGUAGUAUUGAGAAGGAUGGCGAGUUGUGGAAUGCUUGUGUGAGCAUCGUGAGAGAGAAUGCCCAAGCGUUGAGAGAGGUCGGUGUAGACUUUCACGGAAUUGUGGCGAGAGGACUCGAAGAAGGUGGCGUGAAGGAAAGGCAUGCCAAUGGUGCUCCUGGCGUUGGGCUUGGCGUGACUACUUGAAUACCGGCACCAGCUCUUCUAGAUCCUGGGGUAAGGUGAAGUCAAAACAGCACAGCUAGGAUAUGGAAAUCAGCUGGCACAAGCAGUGGACGUGGUACGGGGAACAACAUGCCAGUGCCAGGAUAGGCAUUCUUUCAAAGCGACCCGGACGACCAUUUUGCAAUUGACAUUUCUAUGUCCCCGCUUGCCCGCUCAUUCACAUUUGAACUCCAGGCGCAUUUUGGAUCCAGAAGAGUCACGCUACGAUGAACGAUAAUCCCAAGGGUCUCGCAAGUUCAGCCAUUUCCGGGCCGGCUCACCGUGGCGCAGACUUGCAUCGGUCGAUGAGACAUUGGGUACCAUUGUAUCUAAGGUACCGAUACCUCGCCAAUGCGAUUUCCUGGGCAUGUCGAAAUUUGCGACUAGAAACUGCAGGCUUCGGCCCAUGCAGAGAACC
Cercospora beticola is the source of this 2704-nucleotide messenger RNA. It is a transcript of the gene EXO84, whose product is annotated as exocyst subunit EXO84. Gene Ontology annotation, cellular component: exocyst. Gene Ontology annotation, biological process: Golgi to plasma membrane transport; intracellular protein localization; exocytosis. The record is from RefSeq and is a predicted model, not a curated record. NCBI's taxonomy places the organism in Eukaryota, Fungi, Ascomycota, Dothideomycetes, Mycosphaerellales, Mycosphaerellaceae.